Molecule: messenger RNA, 2215 nt
Organism: Metopolophium dirhodum (rose-grain aphid)
Lineage: Eukaryota; Metazoa; Arthropoda; Insecta; Hemiptera; Aphididae
Product: cytochrome P450 4C1-like
Exons: 13
Coding region: 265-1830 (521 amino acids)
Molecular function (GO): oxidoreductase activity, acting on paired donors, with incorporation or reduction of molecular oxygen; monooxygenase activity; iron ion binding
Source: RefSeq, a predicted model, not a curated record
CACACGCAUUCUCAAUUUGGUUGAUGGAGUGGUAAUUAUUAUAGCUUAACAAGUGCAAAAAACCAAUUUAAAAAAAAGUGGACAAGUGAGUACCGGUCAGCUGUACAGUAGUUAUAGAGUGGGACACUUUAAUGGAGUGUUAAAGUUGAAUUCAAUGAUAUGAAAUCAUUUCAAAAUCAUUUCAACGAUUCUGAGCGAAGACUAUAUUACUAGAAGCGUCAUUUAAAACGGUCAGUCGCAGUGGAAUUGAAUUUCAAAUUGACAAUGAUUGAAAUAAUUGUUUACAUAAUUGUUGUUAUUUUCGUGGUGAUGUGGUGCUACUUUAAAUGGCGCAACAGGCACUUUGAAAAAUUGGAAGCCAGAAUGCCGGGACUUCCAGCGUACCCGUUCAUUGGAACAGCGUAUCAAUUUAUUGGAUUAACGCCAGAACGGAUCAUGAGCAGAAUACUUGAUUACGAGAAAGAUUAUAAUCUAGAGCCAUUUAGAGCGUGGUUAGGACCAUAUUUUGUAGUUAUCAUUAUCAAACCGGAAGACCUACAAAUUGUCUUGAAUAGUUCAAAGGCCCUUCAAAAAGGCUGUCUGUACAAAUUUUUCCAAAGUAUUUUAGGUGAAGGCUUGUUUACUGCACCAGUUGACAAAUGGCGGAAACAUCGUCGUAUGAUCACUCCCUUGUUUAAUGGUAAACUUUUGGAACAGUUUUUCCCAGUAUUUAUCGAGAAAAAUCAAAUCCUCAUAAGGAAUGUCGCGAAACAAUUAAAUGAAACACAAGCAUUCGAUCUCUGGGACUAUAUUGCACCAUUUGCGCUUGAUACUAUUUGUCAAAAUACCCUGGGUUACAAUCUCGACACUCAAACAAGCAAAAAUGAAUGUGAAUUUGCCGAAGCAAUAGUAACAACAACAGAAUUAGAAGGGAUGCGAAUUUACAAACCAUGGCUAUAUCCUGAAAUCGUGUUUUCAAUGUAUUUAAAACUUACUGGACAGCAAAGAGUCUUCGAAACUGUGAGAAAAUUUCCAUUACAAGUAAUCAAGGAAAAGAAAGCUGAAUUUGACCAGAGAAAAAAAUCAAUUGAAGCUAAGAUAGACGUUACCAACAAUAACGAAAACCAAUCAAAACUAUUUUUGGACACAUUGUUUGAACUGAACAAUGAUGGUGGCAACUUUUCAGAUUCCGAUAUUAGGGAUGAGGUUGUAACCAUGCUGACAGGGGGCAGUGAAACCAGUGCUAUCACAGUCUGCUUUUGUCUUUUGAUGUUAGCUAUAGAUCAAGAUAUUCAAGAUAAAGUAUACGAUGAAAUUUACGAUAUAUUUGAUGAGAGUCACCAUGUGAUAUCUAUUAAAGACACUACUAGACUUGUGUACUUAGAACAAGUGUUAAAAGAAACCCUUCGAUUAUUUCCUGUAGGACCAUUGCUACUAAGAGAAAUUCAAGAAGAUCUUAAAAUAUUUUCAUGUGAUUAUGUACUGCCAAAAGGAACGACGUGUGUUUUAGCUCCAUUAGGCACACAUUUAAGUCCUGAUUUGUACUCAAAUCCUCGAGACUUCAAUCCUGAAAACUUCAGUCCAGAAAAUAUAGCUAAACGUCAUAGAUAUAGCUUUAUUCCUUUCAGUGGUGGUCCAAGGGGUUGUAUAGGAUCCAAAUAUGCAAUUUUGUCGAUGAAAGUCACCGUGUCAACAUUUUUGCGACAUUUUAGCAUACAUACAGAUAUCAAAUUAACAGACAUUAAGUUAAAAUUAGGUUUGUUGAUGAGGAGUGUUGACGGUUAUCCUGUUACGAUUCGGCCAAGAGACAAAAGACCAACAUACAAGCGAAAUCAGAAGCCAAUACAAUGAUGCCCUAUUUAUUAAUAAGAUUAAUUUAUUUUUUCAAUGCUCGUGUUAGAUAUAAGUUAUUAAUGCACAGUGUUAAUUUUUGAAUACAAGACAUGGUAUCAAUAAGAACACAUGCUAAGUUAAAGUUACGCACUCAUUUUUUUCAUCACGAUAGUGUUAGUAGUUUUUUAUGUUUAGAAGUUUUCUUCACUCCUCUAAUACAACUAACUUAACUUUAAUACAACGUAUUUUAUCAACUAUUCUGAACAAAUUUUAAAGAAUAUUCAACAUCAUAUAAUAUUUUAUUAAUAAAAUUAUGAACCAUAUUAUUGGUUAUUAAGAGCUAUUGAUAAGAUAUAAAAAUGUCCCAUUUACAAAAAAAUGCAAGCUAGAUUUUUUAGGUGAU